AUGUGGGGCAUUUACCGUGGUCUUACAGUUGUUUUGGAGGAAGGCCUUCGAGAAAUUAUCGUCGAAACUGAUUUCACUAUGGCUGAGGAGCUGCUUACCAAAGGCCCUCCUCCCAAUUGCCCAUACAGAAGCAUUGUUGAGGACUUGUGUCACCUAAUACAGCGUUGUAGCUGCACCAUUCAACACAAAAUGCGGGAAGCUAAUCAAUGUGCAGACAAGGUUGCAAAAAUGGGAGCUAACCAAUCUGAUUUUCUAGUGGUUGUGGAGGAACCACUUGUUGAAGUGCGAAGCCAAAUCCUUGCUGAUAUGUUGGGAGUGGCAUACAGGAGGCUCUAA
Molecule: messenger RNA, 336 nt
Organism: Camellia sinensis
Lineage: Eukaryota; Viridiplantae; Streptophyta; Magnoliopsida; Ericales; Theaceae
Molecular function (GO): RNA-DNA hybrid ribonuclease activity; nucleic acid binding
Source: RefSeq, a predicted model, not a curated record